AAAAAAAAAAAGGAUAAUUGUACUGAUUACCGGCUGUCUAUAGCUGGUUGUCUCCAAGUAAUGCUGGUAACGGACCGCCGCUGAAUUCAUAUCCUCACUCCGGCUGGCCGUCAACUCAUGCCAGUACCAGCACUCAGCUGUCUCCAAAUCGUCGAGAACAUGCUGUGCAGCCGCCACCUAUAACGACCUCGCUAGGUACUCAUCAGGUUCAAGGGCUGGGAGUAGCACCGGGUCCUGGUUACGCAUCCACGCCCCUCUCAACGACAUCACUAUCUAGUCCAUUUACUCAAGCCUACUCGCCUGCGGUUGCUUCCCCUGGUGGCGCUAUGUUAGGAUCAUCUCCCAUGACGUCCAGACAGUACAAUGUCCCUUAUAAUCCUCAGGAUUGGGGGCCGGUGAGCGGUGCUACUUUGAAUUCCGGACAUCCUGCAUAUCAACAGACGAAUAGUAUGCUUCGUGUCGUGUCACAUCCGCGACAGACCGCAGGUCAUUCAGAAGAAUCUUUAUCACCGCCGCCCCCGCCUUACUCUCCUCCGAGCCAACAACUGCAGCAUCGACAGUCAAGAGAGCAUGUAAAUCAUGACAACUCGAAUAGAGGCUCCGUAUCCCCAUCCGCCGUGCCAUCAUACCACGUUGAACCACAUGUUGAAUAUAGGCAACGAGCCAUUCCCCGAACUCGCCCCUAUCAAUGGCACAUGUCACUUCCCCCGCCUCCUCCACUACCGCAAGGUGCUACAGGAUCGAGGUCAUCAUCGCAGAGCCGCAGACCUCUGCAGUCUUCAUCCUCGGCCAGUGAACAGUACCAUAUGACUCCUACUCCUCAAUUUGAUAAUUUCACUCGUGCACCAGGCUCCAAAAGAGCUGUUUCCGCAGGUCCUAUGGUCGGCAGUGCGAGCUCUUCUAGGGCCACGAGUCAAUCUCGCAGUAUGCCGCUCCCGCCACCUCCUCCGGGGCCUCCUCCUACCGCCAGGUCGCAAAGUGUGAGUGGCCUCUCAGAGACAUCGGGGAUGCGGAACUCGCAGAUCUCGACGCGAAGACGGCCGCCCCCGGUGAUGGGAACUGGUUUGGAUAGCAUCCCACCAACUCCCGCCGGCUGGGUUGAUGAGGGAUCGGGCGAGGGCAGACACAGGCGGGAUAGGGAACUCCCGAACAUUGAUACAUCCAGCGCGGCCCUAGCUAACCGCGGGAUUACUGGGUCAGAAUCCAGGGAUCCCACUCUCAGCUCUCAAAAUUCAGCCAACACUAUUCGAGACGCAAGCGCCAAAGGUAUUCGCGAGAGGCUUUUCGAAGACUUCAGCGCCGUCUCAAGCAAUCAAGUGAAGCCUUCCGAUCUCGUCCUUGACAACUCAAACCCUAGUCAUGGAAACGGGCGGCACCCCAACUCAACAAAGUUUACGCCUCGAAGCACCGCUAGCGCCGGCUCUGACGGGCAGCAACUUGGCACACGGUCGAGGGCAUCCUCUACAGGCCUGUUCUCAGGCCCGGAACCCAGUCCGGCAGGGCAACCUCGCACCUUUGCGCAGACUCCGCCAUUCUCACCCGACAACGAGAAUGCCGCAGCCUCGCAGGCUUUGCCGCCAAAAGCUCUCCCAACGCCCCCGUUACAAACGGGCCAAGACGUGAGAUCAUCGGCUCGGUUGACCCCCAGUGAGGAACGUCCAGUUUCCCACAUAUUACACCUUCCUAACGAUGCUUUGCCAGCUGUGGCUCCGUUGUCUCCCCGACGCCUGGCAGCACAGCAAGGAUCUCAGGAUUUGGGACACAAAGAAUUCAUCGAGAAGGAGGCAAGCGCUGUCAACGAGACGGAGGCCUUGAGAAUCUUCGCGGAUUUCAUCAUUGGCGAGUCUCAGAUCAGGCGCGAGAGAUACGGCAAAGCAGCGCGCCGCAAGCUGUUUGAAUUACCGCCAAAGCCAAUUGUCGAACCGCAGAACAACAUUGCAGCCACUGUAUCCCUUUCUCGGCAGCCUUCACGCGGGCCACGAGCAGUACCGGCAUUAGACAUACCUACAAGCCGCCCCGAAUCUGCCUGGUGGAGCAAUUACAAGCCUUGCUUGUCACCCAUCGCGAGCAUGAGUAUGAGUAACGACGAGAUGAGCUCCAGGGGCCGGGCACCCAGUCGCUGGUGGGAUGAGGGCGGCGAACGAAAGGUUCAGCGAUCAAAGCGAGAGUCAAAGUACAUGGGAGUGCCUCGGGAGGCUAUGCAAUGGGCGGAAGGGCAGGAGUCUCUCGGCGCGAGUCAACAGAGCUACGGAUCAAAUGCAACGAACGAAUAUCCGCCUGAAAAGGUCGGAUGGCAUGAGGAUCAAGAGCCUACUCCCUCGGACUUCCCCAGUUCUGCGCCACUCCAGAAACUCGAUGUCUCGAGGUUGAUUACUCUGCCACCACCCCACCCGGAUCUCGUUGCAUACCGAACGCUGGUGCGAUCAAUCAGCGACCUCUCUGAACUCAAAGCAACAAGACAACGGCAUCAAUCCGAAGUGGAACGCUUAUUAAAGAGCCAUCGGGAGACAUUCAAAGCCAACAUUCAAAGCCAGAUCCAGCAAGGUACCGCUCUAAUCGAAGAAGAAAAUCGACUUGAGAGGGAACUGGUUAAGAAAGAGCUGGAUACGUACCAAGAGUCGGUCAUGAACCCGAUACAUGCUAUUCUAACGGACCGAAUCAACCGAGCUACCACUUGCAUAGACGAAUUAAUCGGAAAGUUGUUUGAUGAUGCACAGCACGAAACUCCGGACCAGACUCAAGAAGAGGGCGACGAGAAGCCGGAAUUGUUGGAGAAGCUUAAACAGCUGAAAUGGCUGUUCGAAGGCCGGGAAGGGUUGCAUCGAGAAGCGUACGAGCUUGUUGCAGAUCGCGAUGAGAAACAAAAGGGAAACGAGGAGAAGGUCCGCGAGACCACCGCCUUCUUUGCCCAAGAUGCUCUUGACCGGCGGGCGGCGUACGAAGCGAAAGCACUGUCCCGUCUCGAAUCCUUCCUAAGUGUGCAGCUGUCAGCGUUCUGGGACAUUGCACCCUCUCUGCUGGCUCUGAUCCAACAAAUCCCGAACGACCUUCGUGGCUUUCAGAUACAGAUCCCUGCCAAAGAGUUUGAAGAGAACCCGAGUUACCACGAGCACCCGCUACAGUACCUCUACACGCUCCUGUCGCACGCGGAGAAAUCCAGCUAUCAGUUCAUCGAGUCCCAAAUUAAUCUGUUCUGCCUGUUGCACGAAGUGAAGUCUGCUGUGAUGGGAGCCAACUGUAAGCUUAUGGAGGCCCAGCGUAUCCGCCAGGGCGAAGCAGAGGAUGCUGUGCGGCGUGAAAUGCACGAAUCCCGCGCAGAUGAAGAGCUCGCGUUGACCAACGAUCUGAAAGAUAAAGUCGCUACAGUGGAGGGUCAAUGGACUGAAGCUCUGGGGAGUCAGAUACAGGACCUCCGAGAGCGAGUGAAGACGUAUCUUAUGAAUGAAAAUGGCUGGGAGGAAUUGGAGCAGUUGGAAGAGGCAUGAGACAGGACAUCUGCUCGCUCCCUCGAUGCUUUAUCUACUUGUUUUGUGUUUACGAAGAUACCCAUAUACGUUCGUUAUGAGAUACUCAUGUUCAGGAGCUAUAUUAUCAGUCUGACCUCAUAGAGAGAAGAUGUAUCCGACCCAUUGAUAUUGUGGUGCCCACUUCUCCUGGGUCCAUAUCACGUGAUCGCUUGGCUUCUAGAGCUUUCCUUUUGAAUCUGC
Molecule: messenger RNA, 3707 nt
Organism: Aspergillus novofumigatus IBT 16806
Lineage: Eukaryota; Fungi; Ascomycota; Eurotiomycetes; Eurotiales; Aspergillaceae
Exons: 22
Coding region: 345-3485 (1046 amino acids)
Source: RefSeq, a predicted model, not a curated record